Molecule: messenger RNA, 867 nt
Organism: Uloborus diversus
Lineage: Eukaryota; Metazoa; Arthropoda; Arachnida; Araneae; Uloboridae
Gene: Dnz1
Product: palmitoyltransferase ZDHHC3-like
Exons: 8
Coding region: 55-861 (268 amino acids)
Biological process (GO): peptidyl-L-cysteine S-palmitoylation; protein targeting to membrane
Cellular component (GO): Golgi apparatus; endoplasmic reticulum
Molecular function (GO): protein-cysteine S-palmitoyltransferase activity
Source: RefSeq, a predicted model, not a curated record
UUUUAUUGAGAUAAUAUAAUGAAAGCCUUGAAUUUGUGAUGAAAAUUUAUCAUAAUGGCUGUUUUCAGGUUAGAUCCCUGUGGUAUAAUCUGCAUUAUACUGACUUAUUUAGCAGUGUUUUAUGCAGAUUAUGCCGUAGUUGAGUGGAUGGUCAUACCAACUAUGUCCACUAGUUUAUGGGGAGCAUUUAAUGUGGUUUGUUUCAAUACUAUUGUUUUUCUGUUGAUCAUGUCACAUCUGAGAGCAGUUUUUUCAGACCCUGGAAUUGUUCCAUUUCCUGAUAAUAACUUGGAUUUUUCAGAUAUGCAUAGUGGCAUAGGUUCACCUGUACAUAAGGAGGACUGGACAGUGUGCUCUCGUUGUGAGACAUAUCGCCCCCCUAGAGCUCAUCACUGUCGGAUAUGCAGGCGCUGUAUUCGAAGAAUGGACCACCAUUGUCCAUGGAUAAACAACUGUGUUGGGGAACUUAAUCAAAAGUAUUUUAUCCAGUUUUUAAUAUUUGUUGGGUUGGCUAGUUUCUACUCUGUUGUAAUGGUGGUAAUUUCUUGGGCUUCGGAUUGUGUAGACUGUAAAAAUGAGAUAGUAUUUAAACAGCAUCGUGUGAUACAUACUGUUCUUCUUUUGAUUGAAAGUCUUCUUUUUGGAAUAUUUGUGGUUGCAAUAAUGUGUGAUCAGUUUCAAGCUAUAUUAUCCGAUGAAACUGCCAUUGAACAAUUGCAGAAAAAAGGACCUCACAGACCCAGGAAGCCUAAGAUGGCAUUAUUGAGUGAAGUUUUUGGUAGAGGUUCUCCUUUGCUAUGGAUCUUUCCUUGUCAAAGUGCUCCUAGAAAUAUAGAAAGUCUUGCAUCAUAUGAAGUUUAAUUUUGU